This is a messenger RNA of Plasmodium vivax (malaria parasite P. vivax), 8790 nucleotides long. RefSeq lists its product as hypothetical. Gene Ontology annotation, biological process: microtubule cytoskeleton organization; protein polyglutamylation. Bases 1 to 8790 code for a protein of 2929 amino acids. The record is from RefSeq and is a predicted model, not a curated record. Gene Ontology annotation, molecular function: tubulin binding; tubulin-glutamic acid ligase activity. Gene Ontology annotation, cellular component: cilium. The transcript has a single exon. Lineage: Eukaryota; Apicomplexa; Aconoidasida; Haemosporida; Plasmodiidae.
AUGAAUACGUUCAGUAAGCUAUUCAGCAACGCGUAUAGCGGCGCAUACAGCGGCACAUAUAACGGCGCACAUAACGAGGAACCAAAUGAGUGGAAAAAGGGAAACGUAUCAAAAGUGGGCUCCACGCAUACGCUGUUAAAAAGUGCACCCAACCAGUAUAGGCAAUGGAACAACGUAAACUUUGCAGCGAAGAAAAAUGUCGACAUUGGAGAAGUAGUCAUAACAAAUAUUAAGAAGGAGGAACCGGUGUUGCUACCACAUAGGGCACACAAUCUGGGUGGAUUCUCGAACAGUUGUGCGUCUAGACAAGUGGGCAAACAGAGUAGUUCCUUCAAUGUGCAGGCAAAAAGUAACUCCUUUGGUAGAAAUGCAAAGGGGGUAAGUAACAACGGGUACUCAUUAUACAAUCCUCACAAUUUGUUCAAUGCGUAUAGAUUGAAGAAUCCGUAUUACCACCUACAAAAUGCUUUGCUCAAAUAUGAGUCUAAUUAUCCUGACUGUGGGGUACUGAAAGGGAAAUCGAAUAGUACGGCUCAAAAUGGAAAGAUAAUUUUACAACAAAAGUGGUGCCCUCCCCCCAAGGAUUACCUACCACAGGUUGAUAUUAAUACAAAUGACAAUUAUGAACAGAGGAAAGGAGCCUAUGUCCAUCAUAAGGAUAAUCAAUAUAGUGACAAAGGCAGUAAUGUAAUACUUAGAAGUAAUGCCUACCCUAAUUGGGGGUUGCAAGCUAGCUUAAAAAAUUAUGUUAAUUUCCCCCCCGUUGAAGGAAACACGAAAAAUGAAGCACUAUGUAGUGAUAACUUUUAUGGGAAGGAGAAAAUUGGGAGGUCACUGAGCCACAUGAAUAGGGGUGAAAACGAAAAGAAAAGUCAUGUUAUCGAAACGGGGAUAAAAAAUGUCACACAUGAAGGGAUGUUCAGUGAGGCAACAAAUAUUCCGCAUAGGAGUCUUCUCAGCAGUACCAAAGUUGGGCAGCCCCCCGAUGGUAUCAGCAGUAAGAACGGCCGGAGUGGCACCCAUGUCGAAAGUGAAAUGCUCACCAAGUCAGGUGGCCCACUGCACAGAAAUGUAUGCCCUAUGACGCAGUUGACCUUGAAUGGAAGUGGGGUCCCCCUGAACGAAAGUCAGUAUGGGAAAAACGUAAAUGAAAAUUUCCUCAGCAGAACCUACUCUCUUAAAAGUAUUAGUCACAAAAGUGUAAGCAAUUUGAGGAGGACGGAAAAUCAAAUAACCCCAUCUGCACUUACUUCGAGUGAACAGAGAAUGGGAGAAAAACCCAUUUCAAAAGUAACCCCUCGGGAAAAGCUCCCUCACGAGGUGCAUUUAGCACGAACGGGAGGGGAAAACCGUUACGUGAUGCAAAGCGCAAACGGAAGCAUUCAUACAGACGCGGAAUUGAAGGCGAACGUUAAUCUACGUGAACUGCGUAGCGGGGAAGUACUCAAUGGGCAACAGAACAGAUUCACGAACAGGUUUGAUGACCCAUUCACAGUGCAGAGAAGCAAUCCGUUCGUGUGUUCGGCGAAAAAUGGCAAAUCGUACAGCGCCAGUUAUGGCAAUUUCUUCGCCCCGCAGAGGCAUAACCCCUUCGGAGGAAGCGGCAACCAGGGAGGCGGCGACCAACGCGGCAGAAACCAGGGCGGCGGCAACCAACGCGGCAGAAACCAGGGCGGAAGCAACAACCCUUUAGCCAUGCUGAGUAAAGAAAGCAUUGCUUACAAAAAUGGCAGAGCGCCAUGCCUGUAUGCCCCCAACAAAGAAGCAAACGACAGGGGGGAAAGCAGCCACACGGCCUUGAAGUACGUCCAUCCAGAACCAGUACACAGGAGUAAUGCCCAAAUGGAUGGUAAUAAUGAAGGGCAUAAUUUCACCCUACGGAAGAACGUAAACCAGAGCAUCUGCAAUUUUGUGAGUCCAAUUGAGUACUACACCACGCAGGAAGACGAGGGAGGAAAGGAACACAGCCUCAUCGUGCAAAACGACAUACAGCAAUUUAGAAAUGAAGACCUUCAAAAGUAUUAUGCACUUAAAGGGAAGAUCUCUCAAAACUGGAACCAUAAUGGUAGCGGUUGUACCAAUCAUAUCAACGGUGUGAGGAAUGGCAGCACAUGUAAUGGGGGUAGCGACCCUGUGAUGUUAUCCAAAGGAGUGAAUCGCAUCCCCCAUGGUUAUAUUCAUCCGCCUUCUCCUGUCCAUGUCAAUAGCAGUAGCGAGGGAACCGUUUCAAAAAAUGUAAAAGGGAUCAGCAGUGAAGGCGGUGUAAACGUGGUUAGCGGCAACUGUGUUAAGGAGAUGGCAGCUGAGAUGGACAAUAGGAACCAUCACGGAAAUGAUAUUGGUGGGGAAAAAACGGAUAAGCAGUGUAAUAAUAGCUUAAUUGCGCACGUAACUAAUGGAGGUGUAAGUUACUGGGGAGGAGCAGCUAGAGGGCCGGAAAAAGCGAGUACGUCCGAAAUGGCAAUAAAUGGAACAUGUAAGAGCAGGGCGGCGGAGAAAAGCUACCCCCAGAGUGGUUACUACGUAAGUAACAGCAACGGUCGCAGUGGAAAAGACGAUGAGAAAACAGGUGCAUAUGGCACACGAAAUGGGAAUAUCCCUAACCAUUUUAGCACUGCAGCGCAGUUCUCGGGUUUGAACAGAACACAGGAAAGGGCCACUCCUGAGAAUCCCCCCCUAGAAAGUAAAAAAUCAGCCAAAAAAUGGGAGCCCGUUAAAAGUAAUACCGUAAUGAUGGAUAGUAAUAACCAUUUGCCUUGUGUUAGUAAGGGCAGUACCUUUAGUGAGGGACGAGACGGAGAUAUCUCCCAUUUUGAGGGAAAUACCUCCCAUUUUGAUGGGAAUGGGAAUGGAUUAAUAAUGACGGAAAAGAGAAAAACUAAUUUUAAUGCACCAAGUGAAGGCGGUACCCACUCGAGAGAAACACCACAAGGGAGAUCCAAUACGUGCUGCGAUAAAAAGGAAACGUUAGACAUUUUCGCGAACGUUCGUGGAACUGUAUUUCAUAAGGAAGAGGCGAAGGAAAAAAUAAGUGAAGCAGUCAUGGAAGAUGGUAAAAAAAAGAAGGUAUAUUUAUGCACCCGAAAUGGUGGCCCUCACAUUAGUACCGUUAAACGGUGCAGCAUGGCCAAGACAGGGACUGCAUACAAAGGUAGGGACACUCCGAUGCUGCAAUGGAAUAGGGGAUGUGGCCCUAACGUAGGCAGUGCUGGACAGGGUCUGGCGCAGGAGGAGGGAGAUGAAACUGUGCUCAAGGUUGUCCACUCUGGCAAUAGUAGCGAUGUGAAUAAGGAUGCCAAUAACGGUGUCAAUAACGAUGGCAAUAAUGGUGAUGGUGACGAAUGGGGGGGUCAUCCACAAAAUGAAGGGAAGAGAGAAGCAGUAGGGGGCUACGUUCAGGGAAGCAUACACAAUAGGCAGUCGCGUGUGAGUCUUUGCAAACGCUGGGAAGAAGCAAACCAUCUAGGUGGAGAAAAAACCCAUUUGGAGACGCACAAUGAGCAGAAUUGCGAAGCGAGUGGGUGGUCCCCAUCCAACCCGAGUUUUAUUUUAGGAGGUGCGAAGGGCAGCAGCAAGAUGGUCCAAAGUGACAAUCAGGAAAACUACCAUUUGUAUGAAGCGUUGUCCGCUAAAUAUCCCGCCCAUGGGAAUGACCCCCAAAGUGCCAACGCAGGAACUACACAGUGGAGUAAAGAAAAAGGGGGGAAACACAUUUUGAAUAAAAAUAUAAACGAAUUAAAAAACGGCGCGAUGAAGAAGCACAGCAUGGAAAACUUAACCGACUCGUAUAUUUAUCACUUAAAUAAUUUGAACAGAAAUGCCAAGAUGAGAAGCGAGAAGGGGAAGUUAAAAAUGAAUACACACAGUUCCAGCGUUCUGGAGAGGCAUGUUCCAUGUGUGAGUAGCACUGAAAGGGGUGACACGGAUAAGAGGGGUGUAGGGGGAAAGGGUACCAAAAGGGAAGACGGAGUGCAUUACAUGAGGGACGAUCAAACGGGAGAAACAAAAUGCACUAAUUCGGGCGCAUCAAAUGGGAAAAGUAGCCACCAUGUUAAUAGCGAAUUGUCCUCUCAAAACACGAAUAAUAGCAAUAGUGGAGGACACUGCGAGGGGCACUUAAAGGAUAGUUCCUAUUCUGAAGGUGUGAGCUUACUCGGUAGGGGAAAUCAAACGGGUAGUCUUUUCCAAAUGGGGGAAGCGUUUAGCAGCUCUUCGCAAAAGAGGGACGUGGAAGGGAACGACCUUUUGGCACAUGUUAGGGGAAGUAACCUGAAGGAGGGUCCCGUUGAUGGUGUCUCUGAAAGGAGAGCCGAUGGGGCCGGGGACUCGGAGGGGGCGUUCGAUAAGGGCGCGAAUGGUAGCAACGAUGGGGGUAGCAGUAGGGGCAGAGAUGUAAGCGGUGUGAGUGGCAUGAGCGGUGUGAGCGGCAUGGACGAUAUGAGUCGUGUGAGCGACAUGAGCUGCCUCAACGAUGGGAGCCACGAACCGAGCGACGGAAAUAAAACAGCGCGAGCGCGGAAAGUAACCCUGCCGUGGAGCAAGGAUCACAUAGUUAAAAUGAACUACAGAAGUAGGAGCAUGAAGGGGAAAAGCAGUAUCACCAUAAACACCAAGUUGGCCAGAUACGAAAGGGUGCUGAUCCACACGUGCAUUAGCAAACUGAAUUGGAAAAAAUGCAUUGACAAUGCAAACAAAGGAAUCUUCUACUGGAUAGGAUAUAACAUAACCGAUUUUGACCAUUACAAUUAUAUGAAGAAGAAAAAAAUUAUAAACAGAAUUCCAUCCAUGUAUAUGUAUACGAAGAAAAAGGCCUUAACAUUUUUACUGUCCCACUUGUCGUUGAUUUUCCCCUCCCUAUAUGAUUUCUACCCAAACACAUUUGUAUUGCCAGAAAAUAAAAAUAUUAUAAAGUACAUUCUGAACAGCAAUAAUAAAGAUUACUACAUUAUGAAGCCAGAUUGUGGAAGCAUGGGAAUAGGAGUCAAAGUGAUACAUAAAUAUAGCGACAUUAAUAUAAAUAUUUUGAAUGGGUACAACUGCUAUAUUAUUCAAAAGUAUAUAGAUAACCCCCUGUUGAUGUAUAAGAAGAAAUUUGAUUUUCGCAUAUACAUUUUAUUACUGCCCGGGAAACAUUACCCUAAAAUAUACUUGUCCAAAAUUGGCUUUGCUAGACUGUGUACAGAGGAAUAUAAAAAAAAAAAGAGAUACAUUUAUAACACCUUUAUACAUUUGACUAACUAUAGCAUUAAUAAAGACAAUGAGAAAUAUAUUAGAAAAAAAAACAUCCAUGAUAAGAAUAAUAAUAAGCAGCUACUCAGUGAUGUUUUUAUUUAUCUGAAGAAUAAUGGGUACGAUAUUGAUGAUAUAUGGAAACAGAUUAAGAAAAUUACUUGUCUAACUUCUUUGGCUAUUUAUUCCUACAUUAAGGAAAAGAUUAAGUACAAUUUUAAUAAUAAUUUUUAUUUUUAUCAGCUAAUUGGGCUGGAUAUCCUUCUGGAUGAUACUGGCAAAGCGUGGUUGCUGGAGGUUAACUCUAAUCCGUCCCUCCGUAUUGACUACAUUGACCCAAGUUACACCAACUUUGAGAUCCAGUUAGAGAGCAUGUUCGACAGGUAUGUUAAGGAGCCCGUGAUAAGCGAAAUGUUUUUAAUCGUGUACCGGAAGAUUUAUAAAAAGUAUUUGUGGAGGAGGGGCAAGAGGGGCGCCCCCCCAGGCGUAAGUAUUGGGGAAGACCAAACGGGGAAAGAGGGGAAAGCGGGAAAACUCGGAAAACAAGGCAAACUCGGCAAACACGGCAAAGCUGACAGAAUAGGCAGAGUGAAGGUUCAAAGCGGGUUCACGCACGACACGUUUGUCCCCGUCAAUAUCAGGGGUGUCAAAAAUUGGGGGGCGCACAAAAAAAAGACGGGCAAAAAGGUGGGCGCACAAAUGGGCGCACAAAUUGGCGAAAAGAUGGGCGAAAAGGGCGAGCCUGGUGGCACUUAUUUACCGAAGGAGAGUCCCAAAUCGGACAUACCCUGCAAUAACCAAAUUGACAAAAAAAACGGCCUCACUCGGAAUGGCGGUGUAGGUAAAGUGCUCUCAGGUGGCCGCACGAUGUACCCCCAAAAGGGGUGCACAGAUCACUUACCGCGUAAUGACCAGUGCGAGUCGAUAAGCAAGUGUAAAUUGAGUGGCACGCAAAAGGGGAAGCUGGGGAGUAAUACGCAGGUGAUGAACAGGAUGAUAAAAAGAAAGGGGAAAGCGAAAAAUAAUUUAUUCUUGAAAAAGGAAAACAUGAGCAACGUCGACACGUGCGUUGAUGAAAAUGAUAUCGGCAGCUUCAGUUUGUCCAACGAAAUGGACAACGAGGCUGAGGGAGGGAGCAUCCAACUGGAAAGCAGCAAUGGUAAGGGGUACGCAGCGAGGGUGACGAACCGAGGCGGUGGGGAGACCCCUCCAAACGAGGGAAUCACAUCGAACGAAACGAGCACAGAAAUGGGGCAAAACGGUAGGUACUCCAGCCGACCGUCCAGCAGCACCACCGGUUAUUUAAACGGCAUAGUGCAGAAAGAACAUGGCGAUGAUGCCCACGGGGGGGACCAUCCGCGGAGGCAGCCAACAAAUGUGAAGAGAAAGUAUGCAAAUGAGCAGGCGGCCAAUUACGACGAAGGAGAGGGCUCCUUUUCGAACGAGGAAAGGGUGUAUACCAGCUCAGAUAUGGACUAUGAAGAUGACGAAGUGCAGAAUGGGGGACACGCAAAAAAGAAUGCUGUGGAGGGCAGAAAAGAGGGAAGUGGCAGCACGUACACAUACGACUGUUAUAGUAGCGGUGGUAGAAGCGGUGGCGGUAGCGGUAGCGGAAGCGAUGGGAGUGUGAAAUAUGUGGGCAGAAACUUCGUUAAGCAGCUAGGGGGAAAGCAAAAUGGCGUCCUAACCGCGAAGUGUAAUAAAGAGGGACGAUCGCGGUACUCCAGCAGGGGGGAGAAAGACCCACGUGAGGAAGAAAUGAACCAAAUGUGCAGUUAUGAAGAAGUGCUAAAAAGGGAAAACAAACUAAUCGAGACGAACAUCCUAAAUAAAGAGACGUACGUACAGAUAGAUAACCAAGAAGAUAUCCAGCUUGACAAAUUCCUAAACGAUGACGUAGAAACGUACAAAUCACUCUCAAGAAAUAUUAGUGACAGUGUGUAUAAAAAAAAAAUCGAAAAUUUUAUUAUGAUUAGAAGUAACCUAUAUAAAUAUAUGAACUGCUUAAACGUCCUGGGAAUUCGUUACAUAAAUAAUAACGAUAUAAACAGCUUUGAAGAAUUGUAUAAUAAGAACAUUUCGUUUGACUUGAAAAAGACGUACACAAAAAUUAGGAAAGAUAUUUUACACCCCCUAAAAAAUAAUGUACUAGAAAAGAACGUAUACAUAAAUUUAAAAAAAGAAACGAGCAAAUAUUAUAACGAAAUGAAAAUAUACAAUGACUGUUAUUUUCUGUUCGAUUUUGUGCUAAAAAAAUAUGACAAAAAUUUGAAGAAGAAGAAUAAGAAGGUCGAAUAUCAUAUUGACAAAAAUACCUUCCUGUGCAUGUGUGCAGAUGUAAAAAUAAAUAAAAUAAUUGAAAAUGUGGAUAUCCCCACGAGCAGUUACAAUAAUUUGUUUGACGCAAAUAAAGGCACGCACGAAAAUCAAAUGUUUCAAAUCGUUAAGGAGGUCUUGAAAAAUAAGAAUUGCGAGAGGAAGGGGAAUUCCGGAAUGCACAGGAGAAGGCACGUCAGUGAUGAGAACUGCUCGAACAACUCCAGCUUUGGGGACCCCCCUGAUUUGUCAAACGGGAUUUUGUCGGAGGACCGCGUUUACAGGCGCAGGGGCAGAGGGGGGGAGGAAGCUGCAAAAUUGUCUGCCCUCCGAGGGGGAAUUAGCGGCAUUGGCGGUGUUGGCGGCGUUGGCGGUGUUGGAGGCACCUGUGGCAAUGGUGGCAAUGCCGACCGUGACUGCACCACUCGCGGCCUCAACCGCUGCAAUGAGCAACCCGGAAACGGCUCGUAUUACGCAUCCAUCUUCUGCCCCUUUUCCCUAGUCCCAACGUCAAACAAUCUGGUGAAUUUCAACACCAUAGGAAUUGGCAGCACCAAGUACAAAAGCAAGAGGCGGAAAAAAAUGAACAUUUACGACUUGGAAUAUUUAUUUAUGAGGCAAGUGUUCUUCAGCAAGUACAUUAACAAAAACCAAGGCUUAACAGUUAUCGAUUUUUUUUUACUAAUGCAACAGGUAGCCCUUUUGAUAUUCCCCUUCAUCAGCUACGUUAGCGCGUACAACGUUUCGUACCCCUAUAAUGGCACCCUGUUUGAGGAAUUGAACAAUCAAGGAAAUAGUUUGUUCGUCAGUGGGGGCCCAGACACGGGCGUGGGAGGCGUGAAAAAGUGCGUUAAGAGCAAAAAGAAAGGAGAGAAGGAUAGGGAUAAUAACGCUUACUCAAAAAGGGAAAAUAAGGGCUGCACGGAUUGUAACGGUUGCAAAAGUUGUAACGAUGUGGCCAAUUCGGCGAAAACAAACGCCAACGGCUUUCUUCAAAAGGGGGGAGAAGUACCAUAUGACCCGUUGCAUUCCGAAUUGAGUAGAACAAAUUGUACCAGGAAUGGCAUUCACCACGUGGAGGAGAAAAAAAAAAAUAAUUAUUUAUGGCACAAAAAUGUUUGCAGCAAUGUUUACAACUUGUAUGAGUACAUUCAAAUAGGCGUUAACCCCGCUGUUAAAAAUGUUUGUUUGGAAACUUUUUUAAAUUUUAUCUUUAACAAGUACGGAAUAAUACAGUUUUCGUGA